This is a messenger RNA of Coccidioides posadasii C735 delta SOWgp, 999 nucleotides long. The record is from RefSeq and is a predicted model, not a curated record. NCBI's taxonomy places the organism in Eukaryota, Fungi, Ascomycota, Eurotiomycetes, Onygenales, Onygenaceae.
AUGCCGGGGAUUACUAAAAUCCCAUCUCUUGGGCGUCCCGAGGAGCGGAGUUCAAGCUCCAAAACACACCAACUUCAUGGCACACUUGUUCUGGAUGCUCGGCUGAAGGUAUCUUGUUUUGCAUCUGAGCGUGGCUCGUCCCGUACAAUGUCACCGCCAACGCUCCUUUCUACCGGCACCCGCCUUGUCCAGUGCCAAAACAUCCCCGCCGCAACCGUCUCCCGUCAUUUUCAGCGACUCGCAUCAUCGAGCAGCUCAAGAGCUGGCUUCAAAUCGUCGGGAGUGCCUUCCGGCACCGGCCGUGUGUCUCUGUCCUCCUCACGUUGGCGGGCCGCCCAAGAGUUUCCAAUCUUUCCCCCUCAUCGGAGGAACAACCGCACCUUGCUCGAUCGCAGACUUGCAUUCUCCACAACGGCUUUGAACCACACAACAAUAGUGGCUCUAAACCCCAGAGUUGAUGAUGAUGGAAAUCCGAUGACGAUUGAAAUAUCUCCCCGCGCAGCGAAGUUUCCCAGAAAUGAUUUCCUUCGCGUUCCGGAUUUGCGUUGGGCAUUUCACUGUUCAGCCUUGCCGUUGCUAACAAGUUCUACCCAUAAGCGUCUCCGACAAUUAACUGACCCGUCGUCCAAAUCCUCCCUGAACUCUAAGUCCGAACCAUACGACCAUCUCCGAGUCACUGUCACAAGCGGCGGUUGCCAUGGCUUUCAGUAUAUAAUGUCUCUCGACCCACGGUCCAAAAUCGACCCAGAAGAAGAUACUGUUUUUGAAGAAGAGACCCAAGACACGCCCAUGGAAGCAUCGUCAUCCCCCGGUCUCACUUCCAAAACAUCCGCGGGAGAAGCGAAAGUCGUUAUGGAUUCUGCAUCUCUUGAACUGCUUAAAGGCAGCACCAUUGAUUAUACGGUUGAACUGAUAGGAAGUCAGUUCAAGGUCGUGAAUAAUCCAAGAGCGACGAGUAGUUGUGGAUGCGGUACUAGUUUCGACGUUACUGAGGGAUGA